AUGACAGGUACAAUCGGGCAGAACGGUUCGUUGCAUACGGUACCACGUUUCAGUAAGAUUGAUUACACUCUUCUGAUAAUCGGAUUGAUUGCGUCAGUUGUAUUGUCUGUUCUCCUGUCUUUCAUUUGUUGUCUUCUGUGUAACGGUUGUUGGCUACAUCGUAGACGUAAUCCGCAGUUGUAUGAGAGUGUCCAUGAGAGCGGCUGGUAUCCAUUAUGUUGCGGAUUUGGAAUACCCAUGGGAACGGUAGUGUUCUCUACUCAUCCGCCACAAUAUAGAGAUGACAGUGAAAUGUACAACAGUUCAUCCAUGUCCAGCCUACCAUCAUCGAAACAACGGUAUGUUUGUUACCGGAAAGAUAGCUCUUCUUCUCGCUUUCUUAAAACCACAUCGGAAUAUCCUUUGCAACACUGGAUCAGUUCACGCAGCUGA
This is a messenger RNA of Angiostrongylus costaricensis, 432 nucleotides long. NCBI's taxonomy places the organism in Eukaryota, Metazoa, Nematoda, Chromadorea, Rhabditida, Metastrongylidae. The record is from the annotation of a GenBank genome assembly.